AUGGCAAAUGCCAUUGACAACUUUAUCGAGUUCCAGUCCUCCAACUACCGACGGCGCAUCGAGUCCAUGGGCCCGGAUGAUCUCUACGAGGAGCACAAACUCAUCAAGCGCAAGCUCGUCGGCAUCUCGGCCACGCUCGCCACGUCGGUCGCCGCCAUGCCUGUGACCCUCGUCUCAGCCUUCCCCGCCGGCAUCGCGGCGCGCCGCAUCGACGUCAACAAACAGCGCCUGGACAUCAUCGAGGCUCGGCUAGCCCAGAUGGGAUGGUCGGGCCACGACCUCGACGCCCAAGACAUCUUCGGCGCGCUGCCCGGCGCCAUCGUCUCGCACUUCGCACCCGGCGCCGAACACGUCGUCUAG
Messenger RNA from Lasiosphaeria miniovina, 360 nucleotides. RefSeq lists its product as uncharacterized. Lineage: Eukaryota; Fungi; Ascomycota; Sordariomycetes; Sordariales; Lasiosphaeriaceae. The transcript has a single exon. The record is from RefSeq and is a predicted model, not a curated record. Bases 1 to 360 code for a protein of 119 amino acids.